AUGGAUGUUGAUGAAGAAGAGGCACUUGAGUCAACUUGUGGAGCUGACUGGUUUAAUCACCUGCCAGCCAAUGCCGGACCUGAUCAUCAUGACAUCUCUUCGCAAGCCGUUUGGACGUUGAGCUCUUGUAAAGCAGGCUUUGGUAUUCACGAACUUUUGUCGGAUAGCCACGAGUCAUAUUGGCAAUCAGAUGGUCCUCAACCACAUUCGGUUACCAUCGAAUUUCCACGAAAGACGGAUAUUUCCUUUUUGUUUCUGUACUUAGAUUUUAAGACCGAUGAAAGUUACACGCCCAACAAGGUGACCGUUCACUUGGGAUCGUGCAUCAUGCAUUUGGAUGAUGGACUUUCGGUGAACUUUGACGAGCCUCAAGGAUGGCAGGUGAUCGAUCUACGAAGCCGUGGAAAAGGCAAAGCCGCACGAGCUUGGGUGGUGCAGCUACAAGUGCUCACAAAUCAUCAGAAUGGCCGCGAUACACAUAUUCGACACAUGCGAGUGGUUGGACCGAAAAGCCGUUAUGCUCACCAAGUCGAGGAUUCUUUUAUGGCACAGCUCAGGUUGAGUGGACCAACGAGUUCCGGUCGCAACACGAAAAACGAGCGGAAACAAAACGAAACACCCGCGUUCUUGAUUUUGAUGAGCAUUGAUGAAAUUUCGGAGUCCGUGCCAGAUCUUCUGGAAUCGCUCACCAGUGGACAAAAGAAACUCGUCGAUUUCAUCGAGGAAUUGAGACCUUUUGUCACUUCGAAAGAUGAUUUGAAAAGAGAGGCCGGCAUUAAUGUUUAUGCAUCUGUCAUUAAGAAACUUCCUUCUGACUUUCUUCUAUCAUCAGAAGUGGAUCUCCUAUUAAAAUUUUUUGUUGUGCAGCUAGAAUGCUCGCCAAUUAACGGGGGAACUGUUGUUGAGACAAUUCGACACUUGUCCUGUAAUACGGAGAACUUCUCAAAAGAGGCGGCUUUUCUAUUAAUGCAAGAUGUUUUUCUUCAAGGAAACAUUCAGUCAUGGCCUCAACGAACACGAGCAGAUUUCUAUGCUAUUUUCGAGAUGAUAGUCACAAAAUUCGAGAAAGAGCUGAAAAUGUUGGGCUCAGAUGUGACCUCGGCAUUUAUCAACAUGAUGGGUGGUGAAAGAGAUCCUCGUUGUUUGGUUCAAGCCUUUCGUCUUCAUCUCCGCAUUUCUAGUAGAUUCCCUCUGGGUGAUUUGGCUGAAGACCUUUUUGAAGUAAUCGCUUGCUAUUAUCCGAUUGAAUUCAAACCAUUGCCAGGACAAGAAGAUGUGACAUCAGACAUGUUAACUAUUAUGGUGGAAAACUCCUUUUUGGCUCACUCGGCGUUUGGCCCAUAUUUAUAUGUGAUGAUAGAGGAAAAGCUUCGUGAUGAAGAAACGACACAAGAGCAAAAAUUCAACGUUUGUUCACUUUUGGCCAAAGCGUGCAAGACUUUCCCGCCGACUUUACUGCUCCCUCAUAUUGAACACAUUUUUGGUGCGAUUCGAAUGGUGGCGUUAAAUCCGAAGUAUAAGGGAACCUUGAAACUUGACGGGAAUUUGACUGAAGCCCUAGUUUCUGUUUUUAUGGCUCUACAAGCAACCGAACGAGACGAUUUAAAAGCAACGAUCAAGGAAUUCAUGCAAAAUUGUGAGCCAUUCGUUGUGCAGGUGGAAAUGGGACUCCAAUCGAAGGCCUUGGCUUUGUUAGAGGCUUUAACCGAUGAAAGACUAAAUCAACACUCGUCCGACGAACGAGUUGGAAAAAUGGUUUUGGAAUACAUCAUUAGUUGGCUUGUGCUUGUUGUGCGAGGACAAACAAUUAACGUGGCCGAGAAUAAAGCUGAAUGUAUCAAGGAAGCAUUGGAAAGACUAUCUUAUUUUGUGGCAUUUGCGGCUAACAAUGGAUAUGAGGCGCUUUUAUACGACUUGUUUCUCCCGAUUUUGGAUGCUGUUCAAUGUUCGCGGGAAUGGGUACCAAUUGAGGCAAAAAUAUGCAACUACAAGUGUUUGCAGGAAUAUGCUCGUUUUAUCAAUCAGAAUCCUUCAAUAUUUUCCGUGUUUUCGGACGAACUGAAGGCUGGAAUAAAAUUGGUUGACACGGAGCAAGAAAGAAAAGAAUAUCUGUCAUUUGUUACAUGCUUUGCAAAGAAUGUGAGGGAAUGGAAUGCGGUUUGGACAAUCAUUCAAAGUUGUUCCGAUUUAAACAUUUCAAAGUAUUUUGCCACGAUUUGCGCGGCAACAAUUGAUGAGGAUAGCUACAAGACGAUAAGAAAGAUCAUACAAGAUUCCCUAAACACAGAUGAUUUCUCUGCCCAAAUUCAAGAAAUAUUGAAAAUGGUCACGCGAUUAAAUGAGGGGAUUAUUGUUUCAAUUAUCGAACAAUUAAUCGAAUUUGCUACAAAAGAGACCCACUGGGAAACGCUACCGGAUUUGGUCGAACUUUUUGCCACAUCGUUGCAAGAGAUUGGAACAUAUUUAGACGAGUCGCACGCAGCCAUAACUAUGAAAGUAUCUGAAAUGUCGGCGAUGAAGCCAAUUUAUCAAAAGAUUUUCUACUUAUUUGUGGCUCAAACACAGGAAGUGAAUCACUUGCGUAAAUUGAUGAUGAACGAACAAUUUGAAUUGGAUGCACGUCUUUUGUUUUUCUAUUCUCUAAUCAACAGAACUCAAGCCACGUCAACAGAGAUUCCUGUCAAUUUAUCGCCAAAAGAACAUGAAUUGUUUCAAACAUAUUUCGUGAAAGCUGCAUUAUUGAACGGACCGUGGAAUCAACGAGGAUCACCUGAAUGUAAAGAGCUACUUUCUCGAAUCGCUUCUGGGAGCAUAUCUUCUGAUGGAACCGAGUUACUACGAAUAAUCUUUGACUUCACUUCAUCAAAGUUCGACCCAAUUCGUGGGAAAUACAAGAGAAGCAUUUUGUACCAACAGAGGAUAUUUUUCUUGUUUCUCCAAACAUUUGAUUCAACUAUUGAAGAUCUAAACGAAGAGUCAAAGAUGAAACUCAUCUCAACGAUUUCACCGUUUCUUCAUUAUGCGCAAAACGUCCCCGACGCUGGGCAAGCUUUGGAAAAGUUGCAACCGCUUCUGAUCAAUGCUUUGGCUUCUCCAUUAUUGGCCACGCUAAAAGAUGACAGGGCGCAAUUCUUCGCAGCGUUGACUUUUUUACUCGCCAUCACAAAACUUGCUGAUAAAAGUCGAGCUGAGAUUGAAGUUCUUUUGGCUUUAUUUGGAAGGGAACUCGAACAAGAAGCAAAUAUGGCGACAAUUGUGAACAGCUUAAAUGGACUCGAAAUCCUUGCGAGUGAAGCAAACCCUGUCUACCUUCAAGCACAUAUUAACAAGGUAGUUACUGUUGUUAUUCGAUUCACAGCGCACAAGAAAAGGAUAGUCAGACAGAAAGCGGCUAAGGUUAUCAAUUUAUGGGAACUGUUGUUGAUGAAA
Molecule: messenger RNA, 3429 nt
Organism: Mesorhabditis belari
Lineage: Eukaryota; Metazoa; Nematoda; Chromadorea; Rhabditida; Rhabditidae
Source: the annotation of a GenBank genome assembly